Moneuplotes crassus is the source of this 3507-nucleotide messenger RNA. Lineage: Eukaryota; Ciliophora; Spirotrichea; Euplotida; Euplotidae. The record is from the annotation of a GenBank genome assembly.
CUUCGAUUUUCGAUGCAGUUCCUUUCCAUACAUGCAGGGCUAUGAUACUGCAAGUUUUAGAACCUAAUCUACGCGAAAUCGGAGUCUUUCACCACCUAACUAAUCUUUUCUAUAGGAGUAUAAAGUAAACGAUCUGAAGAAGUUCUUCAUGAAACUGAUAGAUGCUUUUUCAAAUGAGAGGACAAAUGACUCCCUGAAUAUUUUUGUUGACCUGAUGAGAUGUUAUUCGGAGCAUUUGCAAGCUAAAGCUGCCGGGCACCCUCUCACCCUUGAAGAUGGAGGGAAUAUCAAGAACAGAAUUCUACAGAAAAUGAGCGAGUUAUUCUGAAAACAUGGCCUAAACGAAGAGUUUAAUACAUUCUUGCCAAUACAAGGAAAGGGAAUUUCGUUGCUGACCGAAGUCCAGAUGAAGGAUGCUAAUUUACACGCGAAAAUCAUCAAGAUCCUUCAUAGCGGGAAAGAUGAAGUUCCUAUUUCAAAACACGAAGGGAAGAUCAAUCAGCUAUUGGAAAAACACCCGGAGUGGAACAGGAGAUUCCAGAUUUUCCUGAGCAAUAACCAGAGCUACCAAGAAGAAGAGUCCGAGGAGGAAAAGACCCCUCUUCCAUCUAAAUCAGCUCAUACCACCAGAGGAGGAGUAAAGAGUCAGAAGUCUCAAAGAGAGACUAAGAGACCCCGAGAGGAGUCAGCCGAAGUAGAGAGAAGAGUGCAUAAAUAAGUACGAGGUUUCUAGAAAUGGAGCCUCUAACGACCAGGACCAGUAUGAUCCCUCUGAGAAUAAUGCAUCUGAUGAGAAUAGUAUGACCGAGGCUAAGAAAAUACUGGAAAAUUCAGGAGGCAAGAUUCUUUCCAAGACCGAAGCUCAAUUCUUUGACGAGCUUAAGAAGAUAUUAGCUGAUGAUGAUCUCUAUUUUGAUUUUCCUGACCAGAAAGAGAGUCUCUAUACAAUUGUAAUCAAGAUGUUCUCACUGUAUGUCGAAGGAAUCUGAGGAGCGGAUGAACUCUUCGAAAUUCUUGAAGAGCCAUUCAGACAUAUUGACGAAUUUGAGCAAUUUAAAACCUUUUGUUUAAGCAGAGAAGCAAACAGAAGAAAAGAAGAUAUUUGGUAUUUCAAAAAUUUAGACGCAGAUAAUUUAAAAGAGUGCGAGAGGCUUGAUUGAAGUUAUUCAACAAUCCCACCUUCUUUCCCAAUGUCGACGUACACAGGGCAGAAGGGUACUUUUAUCCCAGAAGUUAUCAACCAUCGUGUCGUCUCUGUUCCUGUUGGAUCAGAAGGAAAUUUCACUUUCAAAGCUAAAAACAAGCACGAAGACGCUUUGUUCAAAAUUGAAGAUGAGAGGUAUGAAUUAGAUCAAUGAAUCAACCUAUGCCAAGACUCGAUCAAAACUCUUGAAAAGGCAGCACAGGAUAUUUCUGACCAAGGUUCGAGCUACGUCUUCGAUGAGGCCUUGUUGAGCCCUCCUAAAUUAGGAUGGAUUUACCAAUGCGUUGCAAAGAAUUCAAAAUACAUAGAUCUUAUAAAGACUUAUCCUUACAGAGUAAUUCCAGUAGUAUUAAACACAAUGAAAUAACUUCUUAGUUGAUUUCCUUCGUAAGAAGGAAGAAAUGAAGAACUCUUGGAAGCAAGAAUGAAUCAAACACUGGGCUAAAAGCCUCGACCACAAAUGCUUCUAUUUCAGACAAAAUGAGAAGAAGACCCAGUUGGUUAAAGAAUUUAUGAGCCAGAUGAAGGAACGUAUGGAAGCAAGGCAGGGUUUUAUGAGUCUUGAAAGCCAAAAACAAGCACUAGAAUUUUACUCUGGGCUUACUUCUGAGAUGGAAGUGGAGUUUCAUUUAGAUCCAAACAUAAACCCUCAGCAUCCAAUGCUACUUGAUGAUGAAGUGUAUCACGAAAGGUUUGAGGUCCUGCCGCAUUUCAGAUUUUUGAUCAAUGACAUUGAUAAUUUAAGACUACUGAUCAAAUAUUUAUACGUUUAUAUCGAUAACCAGAACGGGCAAAGCCAGAGACAGAAAGAUUUCUUGAUCUCCUUCACCAAAUACUUCUUCAAUAUAGGGUUGAUAAAGAAGCACCUGGAUUCCCUAGACAUGAUCGAGCUUCCAGAGGAGGCUCCAGAGCUAAUCAAGAACACCCAGGAAUUUUAUAAGAAGUAUGAAUCUGGUGAACUUAAUGAUGACAAGAUAUUUGAUGUAUUCUUUUCUCAGUCCCAAGAAGAUGUGGUAGUCAAUAUUGGUACCAAUAGGAAAGAUUUCUUCAGGGAAACCAUCCCAAUGAGACCAACCUCAAAAGAUGAUGUUCUAGAAUCAGACUCAGGGGACUCUGACGAAGAGGAAAAAGAUUCUAGCGUCCUUUCUAACAAAUUCGAGAGCUACAUCAAAUAUGAUGUAGACCAAGAAUUUUCUAAAAGAGUGAAGACAGCGAGGUUCCUUCCUUUGUUCACUGAUGAUCAGACUCUUUUGUAUGGAACUAAGCACUUUUAUUUCCUAAUUAGAUAUUUCAUGACUCUUUAUGAAAGACUCCAACUAGUGAAGAAGGCAGUAGCUGCCAAGCUCAAGAAAGAUAUUUCAGAGAUUAAAGAAGAGAACCAGAGAGAUGUGACAAAGAUCGAAGCUGAUUUUGACAAAUUAGUUGAGCUUAGAUUAAGAUAUGCUAUUGGCAUCCUUUUCGAAAUGUCAAAGAAUGCUAAAGAGAUAGCACUAUACGAAGACUGUCUUAGGCAACUGCUUGGAAUGCAAGCAUAUGUGCUAUUCACAUUUGAUAAAGCAGUCUCAAACUUUUUCAGGGCAAUUAGUUCUUUGAAAAAUGAUAACUUGGCCUAUGAAAGUUGGAAACUCGUGAAGAAAUAUGAAGACUCUCCUGUCAAAUACAAGGAGGAAAUAUAUUACAACGAUUUUAUAAGAAUCAUACCAGUCGGAGUUGAAAACGAGAUAUUUUUCAGAUUUGUAUAUUGUUCUGAGACAGGGAUUAUCUCCUGACACGGAUUCAGUAUCGAGCCUUAUACUAGCAAUGUAGCACUCGCACAGAAGAUGAAGGAUUAUAAAGUAGAAUAUACUAGAAGAAAUGAGCCUAUCAACGUGGCAACUCAAGAUGAAUCAACCUUAUGCUUCAAGUGUAACGAAAAUACUAGCAAGAAUGGCUCUAUUAAGAUUCCAUAUAAUCCAGUUUACUUGAGAAGAAACUUGAAGAAAGUUUUAGCAGCAGGAAAUUCAAGUUUGGAUACUAAGGCAGAUAACGAGAAUGUGAAGAUGGAAAACACCCUUCAUAGCAAUUUCUCGCAUAAGAAUCUUAGAAUCAACUUCAGAAAAGAGAAAGAAGAUAGAAUAGUCAGGAAGCGCCAAAAGAUUUCAGAAGAAGCAGAAUUAGAGACGGAUAUUAUAAAUGCAGUGAAGACACAGAGCUUCAUUGCUUCAAAAUUCCUAUAACUGAGCUCUAUAGAAGGGCUGCAAGAUAUUAUUGCACCAUCGAUGAAGUAUUUACCUAAUGUUUAAAGCCAGUCUUUGCGUCAUUUU